AUGUUAGCCCUUAAGCGUCUUCAGAGCCAAUACCGUUCCUUCCAAACCAAACCAACCCUUUGGAAAACAUAUACCGCAACCUUUACGGACUACCUGGAGCAGGGCAUAAUAGAGGAGGUCGACGAGCAUCAGUUCGACGACCACAGAGUCUAUUAUAUCCCGCAUCAGGCAGUCAUAAAGGAAACAUCGGCCACCACUAAAUUGAGAGUCGUGUUCGAUGCGUCCUCCCACUACAGAGGCGCACCGAGCUUAAACGACUGUCUCCACUCUGGCCCCGCAAUCCUACCAGACAUGGUAGGAAUCCUCCUCCGUAGCCGCUUAACACCCUAUCUCCUUAUUGCCGACGUAGAGAAGGCUUUCCUUCAGAUUCGUUUACAACGUAAUCAACGGGAUGCCACUCGUUUCCUUUGGCUUCGCAACCCUAACCUACCACCAACUCCGGAUAAUCUUCGGAUCUUCCGGUUUACCCGCGUACCAUUCGGUAUAACCGCAUCACCAUUCCUUUUAGCCGCAUCCAUACUGUAUUACCUCCAUCUUGAACCAUCGAAGCCGCUCCACAAGGAGAUCGAGGACAACAUCUACGUCGACAAUAUCCUUCUUAGUGCCUUGUCCGAGCGACAAGCCAUUAAGAAGUACCGCUCUUCCAAAUCCCUAUUUAACUCCAUGCACAUGAACCUUCGAGAGUUCUUGUGCAACUCCAACACCGUUAACCAGUCCAUAGAGCCAUCUGAUCGAGUCAGGAAUCCAUCCUCCGUGAAGCUCCUUGGUAUUCCCUGGAAUUCACGCACCGACACCCUUCUCAUACCACUUAAAACCGCAUCCGCGAAUGUGUACUCGAAGCGCACAGCGCUCAGUGCAUGUUCAUCCACCUUUGAUCCACUUGGUCUUCUCACACCAUUCUUAGUGCCCUUCAAGGUAUUCAUCCAGGACAUCUGGAAGAAGGAAUACCAGUGGGACACUCCAUUUGACCAAGAGGACCAUCAGCGAUGGGACGAAUUGGUCCAGCAACUCAAAUAUCCGUUGCCACCAAUUCCACGUUUCAUCGCUUCCGCAAACCGCAACACCACUUAUGAGCUCGCAGUCUUUGGAGACGCCUCACAACGUCUCUUUGCCUGCUGUGCUUACCUUAUUAGCCGCUCACCAUCAACCACUUCUUCACAGCUAAUCAUGGCUAAGUCAUUAUUAGCGACGGCUAAACUCCAGAUGACUAUGCCACGAUUAGAGUUGCUCGCAUCCCUAAUAAGUGUGCGUCUAGCACGCUUCCUCCAUCACCAACUCCAUCUUAAAAUCCGCACUAUCCAUUUCUUUUCUGACUCGAAGAUAGCGCUCCAUUGGAUCCACUCAUCUCGUCCACUUAAACGGUUCGUUCAGAAUCGAGUGAACGAGAUCCGCACCAUUUUAACCACCUUCCACAAGACAGACGUUCAGACGAAGUUCUACUAUGUGCAGUCAGACUCUAAUCCAGCUGACUGUGCAACUCGUGGACUUUCGACCGCUGACGCUGUCAACCACAUCUGGUGGCAUGGACCAUCUUUCCUUCGUGCUCCACAGUCGGAUUGGCCUAAGGCCGAUACGGACUUUGCCCUACCUCAGGAUCUUUGUCCUGAGGCGGAGCACGAGUUUCAGGCCCUUAGUGUCCUUCCGACACAACCAUAUGAAUCACCAUUCCGCUUCCGUGCCACUAGUAGUUACCUUAAGCUCAUCCGUUCAACCGCGUAUGUGCUUAAGUUCAUCAAAGCCCUAUUCCAAAAAACCCGCAUACGCAAUUACACCCUCAACCUAGCCACUGUUGUACUGUCCAAGGACGUUUCAGCCUCGGAGAUCACCAACGCGGAAACUCUCCUCAUUAUGGAGCAUUACCGCGAGAGUGAAUCCACGUUGAAACGACUACCACUGGACAAGUACAACGCUCACCGCGCUGCAGAUGGAUUGAUCCGAUGUCCGAAUCGAUUAGAUCAUGCUCGGACUUCGUCUCAGUCAUCUGCACCAAUCCUUCUUAUUCCGGAGCACCACUUUGUCCAUCUUCUCGUUAUGUACCACCACAAAACCAGGUUCCAUUCAGGUGUUCAUGCCACAAUAGCCGCUCUCCGCACAUCAUAUUUCAUCCCUUCCAUCAAAACCACCAUCACCAGAAUCCUUCGGCUCUGUACAGUAUGUAGAAGAGCCCAAGGACACGCUUACCGCUAUCCUGAGAUGCCUAGUCUCCCUCCGGAACGAGUCAACCGCUCUAGACCGUUCCAGAAGGUUGGACUAGACUACUUAGGACCACUCUACUAUAGAGAUCAGCUCCAUUCUCAGGCCAAGAUUUGGAUCUGUCUCUUCACCUGUAUGGCAACCCGCGCUGUACAUCUCGAGUUAGUCCACAACAACACCGCAUUCGAGUUUUUGCUCGCCUUUCGCCGUUUCAUUGCUCGCAGAGGCACUCCGGACCUCAUUAUCAGCGACAAUGCCACCACUUUCCGCUCAGCUAACGAUUCCCUACAAAGCACCAUCUAUAACCGCAAAGCCAUAGAAAAGAUAUCCACUCAACUCGCCAACCGCAAGAUCGAAUGGAGGUUCAUCACUCCUCUUUCCCCAUGGAAAGGAGGAUUUUAUGAACGUCUAGUCGGUCUCUUCAAAUCCGCAUUCAAAAAAGCCAUCAAACAUACCCUAUUACCACUUUCGCAAUUUCAGACCCUGGUUGCAGAAAUUGAAGCAGUGCUCAACUCCAGACCACUUUUAUCCAUCAGUGACACAUCAUCUUCACCGCAUGUCCUUCGACCAAUAGAUUUCGUCUCACCGCAAGUGGAACUCCAAUUACCAUCUCCGCACCACAACCCUCUCUACAUCCCUCCAAACCGUCUUUCCGAAUGGUAUAAGGAGACACUUGCCGUAUUGAACAACUUCUGGGACAUUUGGUACAAGGACUACUUAUCCGCAAUAUCCGCACGUCACCAACACCGUAUCCAUCAAGGAAGGUCAAGUCCACUCAUUCCAUCGGUAGGAGACGUUGUUCUCAUUGCCGAUAAGAAUGUUCCACGUGGACAAUGGCCUUUAGCCAUCAUAACCACUAUCCACCGCACCAAAUCCAACAUACCCAGAUCAGCCACUGUCCGCAUUGCAAACGGUCAUGAGUUGCAGAGAUCGAUCAAUCAACUACAUCCAUUGGAGAUUUCUGCAAAGGAAGACCCACGACCGAAGAAGAGCCGCCAACAACUGCAACCCACAAGGAUCCAACCACCACGAGCAGCCAAACGGGUACGAUUCGCACUUGGUACGAAGCGAGCGUGA
Necator americanus (New World hookworm) is the source of this 3270-nucleotide messenger RNA. RefSeq lists its product as uncharacterized. Gene Ontology annotation, molecular function: nucleic acid binding. Gene Ontology annotation, biological process: DNA integration. The transcript has a single exon. Bases 1 to 3270 code for a protein of 1089 amino acids. Lineage: Eukaryota; Metazoa; Nematoda; Chromadorea; Rhabditida; Ancylostomatidae. The record is from RefSeq and is a predicted model, not a curated record.